This is a messenger RNA of Eremomyces bilateralis CBS 781.70, 252 nucleotides long. RefSeq lists its product as uncharacterized. The record is from RefSeq and is a predicted model, not a curated record. The transcript has 2 exons. Gene Ontology annotation, biological process: mitochondrial respiratory chain complex IV assembly. NCBI's taxonomy places the organism in Eukaryota, Fungi, Ascomycota, Dothideomycetes, Eremomycetales, Eremomycetaceae. Gene Ontology annotation, cellular component: mitochondrion. Bases 1 to 252 code for a protein of 83 amino acids.
AUGUCCGCCGCCUCCAAAGCCACCAUCGCCCUCACCUCCCUCUCUGCCAUCGGCAUCGUCAUCUUCGUCCACUACGGCCAACACGCCGAACGCUCCGUCAUGCACCAGGGCGUCAUCCGCGACCUCGAGCAACAGAAGCUCAAGGCCGAGCGGCAACUGGACUUCGAUAUGCAGAGAGCGCUGGAGAAGGAAUAUAAGAAGGUUCAGGACGUGCAGGAUACGACGCAUCUGGCACCGGCACCGAAGACGUAG